Durusdinium trenchii is the source of this 699-nucleotide messenger RNA. NCBI's taxonomy places the organism in Eukaryota, Dinophyceae, Suessiales, Symbiodiniaceae. The record is from the annotation of a GenBank genome assembly.
AUGAAUGACCCCGUCAAGGUGGCAGACCUGGCAGCUGGCUUGUCCACUGCAGACCGAAGUGAACUGCAGGGCGUCUUGGAGGAGCAAGACUUGAAAAGAAAGAUCGAGAAGGUCACGGUGCUACUGCAGCGAGACCUGAGCAUGGUGAAAAUGCAAUCCGAGGUGAAGAGCAAAGUGGAGGAGAAAGUGCUGAAGGAACAGAAGCAGAAGAUUUUGAUGGACCAGAUGCGGCAAAUCCAGAAAGAGCUUGGCAUCGAAAAGGAUGAGAAACAGGCCCUGACCACGCAAUUCAAAGAGGCCAUCCAAGACAAGGAGGUCCCGGAAGAGGUCCAAAAGAUCAUCGACUCGGAGAUCGCCAAGUUGAACUCUUUGGAACCGUCGUCUCCGGAGUUCAACGUGUGCCGCACGUACCUGGAGUGGCUCACAUGUUUGCCCUGGGGUGAAUUCACCGCUGAGAACCGUGACAUCAAGCACGCCGAAACGGUCCUGGAUGAGGAUCACUAUGGCCUGGAGGAUGUGAAGGAGCGAAUCCUCGAACACAUUGCGGUGAGCUUCCUCAAGGACUCCACUCAGGGCAAGAUCAUGUGCCUGGUUGGGCCUCCGGGAGUCGGCAAGACGUCCGUGGGCAAAAGCGUGGCGCGGGCGCUGGGCCGAAAGCAGGGCGACUCAGGGCGACUGGAGCAGCGACUGGAGCAGUGA